AUUCAGCGCUUCCGCUUAACUUGCCGCAAAGUUUUUCUGGAGAAGUCGGGGUUUUUUUGCCGAGCGCUUUUGCCGACUGCUAGAGCUUACCCUUACUUUCUUAACCUGGGGUUGUUUUACGUCCGGGCUUUUUGAACUCUACACUCUCCUACAUUCUAGGAGCUGGGUGGGAGUAGGAGACGGUGUGCCUCCGCGCUCCCCGCGGGGCAGCCGAACCCCGGAGGAAGGGGCGGAUCGGGCGCGGUGUUUGGGGCGAAGCUGGGCGCGCGGCGCUCGAAGCACUCACUCGGCUUGUUUCGUGGUUGGUGGAGACAGCAAGGGCGCCCCGCAGACCGCACCCCUCGAGCUAUAGGUUCGCAGGCCCGACUCGACGGCGUCCCUAUUGCUGGCCCAGCGUAUGGUCAUUGGGGGCCAUUUCUUGCAGAGAUGCCCUGCUCCCUGACGCGCUCGCUCUUCUCCAGAGUUGGCCAAAGAUAUCAUCUCUUCUUUUGAUCACUGUUCCUGAUUGUGACAUUGUGCAAGUGUUAAAUUGUGUGCCUUUUGUUCCUGAAGAAAGAGGUCCUGGGAUCUUUGAAAUGCUAAGAUUCUUGGAUACCACAGUAUCAUAAAAUUCCUCUAAAUGCAGUGCUGGUGACAUUCUUUACCACGUGUAUGAAAAGCGCAUCUGUGUAGUGGGAGAAAGUGAAGCCAUAAGGAGAUGGGAGAUGGAUGGUGGUAGUGCCAGUUUCAAUCUCAGGGAACAUGUUGGUGCUAGCAAUCCCCUACUCUGUCUGGCCUCUGGAUCUAGCUUGGAGUUCUGGAUUCAUUUCCUUCUUCCUUGUACCUCAGCCUGAGCCUUCUGUCACCCAAAGGGCUCCAGCUGGUUUUUCACUCAGGCCUCACUUUAUCUUCCAAGAUGAAGGAACUGAGACACAGAGGUUGAGACUUGUCUAAAGUAACAUGACCAAUGAGGAAACUGAGGUCCAGAGAAGUUGAAGUUUUCCCAAGGUCACACAGCAGAGCUGGAACUAGAGCUUGCAUUUCCUGACUUCCAGAUUAGUGUUAUUUUUACUUCAAACUAUUACUUCUUGGUGAGUUAUUGUGGGAAAAAUCCUGUAUAUUGAAGAUGUCUCUACACAGUAUCGUUUCCUGUUUAAAUUACAGAUAACUUCAAGAGUUUUCUGAAAAAAAGAAAUUGGGACUUUUUUGGUUAAAUCAUGCCAUCUGAACAGAAACAGUUAUUUUGUGAUGAAAAACAAACUACUUUAAAAAAAGAUUAUGAUGUGAAAAAUGAGAUAGUUGAUAGGUCGGCACCUAAACCAAAAAUUUCAGGAAGUAUUCAUUAUGAACUAAAAAAUGUGAAAAUUGAUUUGCCAAAAAUAAAUAUUCCAAAUGAAGUCCUAUUGAAACAUGAAGUUGACAAAUACAGAAAAUUAUUUCAGAGUAAACAGCAGACUGCAAGAAAAUCUAUCAGUAUAAAGACUGUAAGCUGUGUAGAGGAGUGUACAUUGCUUCAUAAGUCUGAGAGAGCUGAAGAAGAGGGUGUAAAAAUGUCUGCAAAAAUACUCAAUUUCAGCUGUUUAAAAUGCCGAGACAACACUCGAUAUAGCCCAAAUGAUUUGCAGAAACACUUUCAAAUGUGGCACCAUGGCGAAUUACCUUCAUAUCCUUGUGAAAUGUGCAACUUUUCAGCAAAUGACUUUCAGGUAUUUAAACAACACAGACGAACCCAUAGAAGCACUUUAGUAAAAUGUGACAUUUGUAACAAUGAGAGUGUAUAUACUUUACUGAACUUGACAAAGCAUUUCACAUCCACACAUUGUGUUAAUGGUAAUUUUCAAUGUGAAAAGUGUAAGUUCUCCACCCAGGAUGUUGGCACAUUUGUUCAGCACAUUCAUAGACAUAAUGAAAUUCAUUAUAAGUGUGGUAAAUGUCAUCAUGUAUGUUUUACCAAAGGAGAGCUUCAGAAGCACCUUCAUAUUCAUUCUGGUACUUUUCCCUUCACUUGUCAAUAUUGUAGCUAUGGUGCCACCAGGAGAGAACACCUUGUAAGACAUGUUAUAACUUUGCACAAAGAACAUUUAUAUGCAAAAGAAAAACUGGAAAAAGACAAAUAUGAAAAAAGAAUGGCAAAGACUUCUGCAGGACUUAAGCUAAUACUGAAAAGAUAUAAAAUAGGUGCAUCAAGGAAGACGUUCUGGAAACGUAAGAAAAUUAACAGUGGAAGUGACAGAAGUAUAGAAAAGAACACUCAAGUGCUUAAGAAAAUGAACAAAACACAGACUAAAUCUGAAGACCAGAGCCAUGUUGUUCAAGAGCAUUUAAGUGAAGAAAAGGAUGAAAGACCACACUGUGAGAAUAAUGAUAAAGCCCCUGAAUCAGAGUCAGAGAAGCCAACUCCUCUGUCCACUGGGCAAGGUAAUAGAGCUGAAGAGGGACCAAACGCUAGUUCAGGUUUCAUGAAGACUGCUGUACUAGGACCUACACCGAAAAAUGUAAUGAUGAAAAAUAAUAAACAAGCAGCUUCCCCUAACUAUAAUGCUAAGUUUAUGGGCUUCAAGAUGAUGGAUGGAAAACAGCAUAUUGUAUUAAAAUUGGUGCCUAUCAAACAAAAUGUAUGUUCACCAGGCUCACAGUCAGGUGCUGCAAAGGACAGUACUGCUAAUUUGCAGCCCCAGACUUUGGACACUAAUGGAUUUUUAACAGGAGUAACAACUGAGUUAAAUGACACAGUUUAUAUGAAAGCAGCUACUCCAUUUUCAUGUUCAUCUUCUAUACUUUCAGGGAAAGCAAGUUCAGAAAAAGAAAUGACUUUGAUAUCUCAAAGGAAUAAUAUGCUUCAAACAAUGGAUUAUGAGAAAAGUGUAUCUUCUUUGUCAGCAACAUCAGAAUUGGUUACAGCAUCAGUGAAUUUGACCACAAAAUUUGAAACAAGAGAUAAUGUUGACUUCUGGGGAAAUCAUCUCACUCAGAGUCACCCCGAGGUAUUAGGUACCACCAUUAAAAGUCCAGAUAAAGUCAACUGUGUUGCCAAACCAAAUGCAUACAACAGUGGAGAUAUGCAUAAUUAUUGCAUUAAUUAUGGCAACUCUGAGUUACCUGUUGAAUCCUCCAACCAAGGAUCAUUACCUUUUCAUAAUUACUCAAAAGUGAAUAAUUCUAAUAAACGUCGUAGGUUUUCAGGAACAGCAGUGUAUGAAAACCCUCAAAGAGAAUCUUCAUCCAGCAAAACAGUUGUCCAACAACCAAUUAGUGAAUCAUUUUUAUCACUAGUGAGGCAGGAGAGCUCAAAACCAGAUAGCCUGUUAGCAUCUAUUAGCCUUUUAAAUGAUAAAGAUGGAACUUUAAAAGCAAAAUCUGAAAUUGAAGAACAGUAUGUUUUAGAAAAAGGACAAAACAUUGAUGGACAAAACCUGUACAGUAAUGAAAAUCAAAAUUUAGAGUGUGCGACUGAAAAAUCUAAAUGGGAAGACUUUUCUAAUGUCGAUUCACCUAUGAUGCCUAGAAUCACAUCUGUUUUCUCUCUCCAGAGCCAACAGGCAUCAGAAUUUCUGCCACCUGAAGUAAACCAAUUGCUUCAGGAUGUAUUGAAAAUAAAACCUGAUGUAAAACAAGACUCUAGUAACACUCCAAAUAAAGGCUUGCCACUUCAUUGUGACCAGCCAUUUCAAAAACACGAGAGAGAAGGCAAAAUUGUUGAAUCUUCGAAAGAUUUCAAAGUGCAAGGCAUCUUCCGAGUUCCACCUGGCAGUGUGGGUAUUAAUGUGCCUACAAAUGAUUUGAAUUUGAAAUUUGGAAAAGAAAAACAAGUGUCAUCAAUACCACAAGAUGUGAGAGAUUCAGAGAAGAUGCCUAGAAUUUCAGGUUUUGGCACAUUACUUAAGACUCAGUCAGAUGCGAUAAUAACACAACAGCUUGUAAAAGACAAACUACGAGCCACCACACAAAAUUCAGGUUCUUUUUAUAUGCAGAGUCCACUUUUAAAUUCAGAACAAAAAAAAACUAUAAUUGUUCAGACUUCAAAAGGAUUCUUAAUACCAUUGAACAUUACUAACAAGCCUGGGCUACCGGUUAUUCCUGGAAAUGCACUUCCAUUGGUUAAUUCACAAGGUAUCCCUGCUUCUCUUUUUGUAAACAAGAAACCUGAGAUGAUUUUAACACUUAAUAAUGGGAAACUUGAUGGUGUUUCCGCUGUUAAAACCGAGGGUGCCCCAGCUCGUGGAACUGUGACUAAGGAGCCUUGCAAAACACCUAUUUUGAAGGUAGAACCAAACAAUAAUUGUCUUACACCUGGACUUUGUUCCAGCAUUGGCAGUUGUUUGAGCAUGAAAAGUAGCUCAGAAAAUACUUUGCCAUUGAAAGGCCCUUACAUUUUGAAACCAACGAGUUCUGUGAAAGCUGUUCUUAUUCCUAACAUGCUAUCUGAGCAACAGAGCACUAAGUUGAAUAUCUCCGGUUCAGUAAAACAGCAGAAUGAGAUUUUUCCAAAACCACCUCUUUAUACCUUCUUGCCUGAUGGCAAACAAGCUGUUUUUUUAAAGUGUGUGAUGCCAAAUAAAACUGAGCUGCUUAAGCCCAAAUUAGUCCAAAAUAGUACUUAUCAAAAUAUACAGCCAAAGAAACCUGAAGGAACACCACAAAGAAUAUUGCUGAAAAUUUUUAACCCUGUUUUAAAUGUGACUGCUGCUAAUAAUCUGUCAGUAAGCAACUCUGCAUCCUCAUUGCAAAAAGACAACAUACCAUCUAAUCAGAUUAUAGGAGGAGAGCAGAAAGAGCCAGAAUCUUCUAGAGAUGCCUUACCCUUCUUACUAGAUGACUUAAUGCCAGCAAAUGAAAUUGUGAUAACUUCUACGGCAACAUGCCCAGAAUCUUCUGAGGAACCAAUAUGUGUCAGUGACUGUUCAGAGUCCAGGGUAUUAAGGUGUAAAACAAAUUGUACAAUUGAGAGGAACUUCAAUAGAAAAAAGACUUCCAAAAAAAUUUUUUCAAAAACAAAAACUCAUGGAAGUAAAGACUCUGAAACUGCCUUUGUAUCUAGAAACAGAAACUGUAAACGAAAAUGUAGGGAUAGUUACCAAGAACCUCCAAGAAGAAAAGCAACAUUGCAUAGAAAGUGUAAAGAAAAGGCAAAACCUGAAGAUGUCCGUGAAACAUUUGGAUUUAGCAGACCUAGGCUUUCAAAAGAUUCCAUCAGAACUUUGCGGCUUUUCCCUUUUAGUUCUAAACAGCUUGUGAAAUGUCCUAGGAGAAACCAACCAGUUGUAGUUUUGAAUCAUCCUGACGCAGAUGCACCAGAAGUAGUAAGUGUAAUGAAAACUAUUGCUAAAUUUAAUGGACAUGUACUUAAGGUUUCAUUGUCAAAAAGAACUAUAAAUGCUUUACUGAAACCAGUUUGUUAUAACCCUCCUAAAACAACUUAUGAUGAUUUUUCCAAGAGGCACAAAACAUUUAAACCUGUUAGUUCUGUGAAAGAAAGAUUUGUGCUAAAAUUAACACUCAAAAAGACAAGCAAAAACAAUUACCAGAUUGUGAAGACUACCUCUGAAAAUAUUUUGAAGGCUAAAUUUAACUGUUGGUUUUGUGGUAGAGUAUUUGACAAUCAGGAUACUUGGGCUGGUCAUGGGCAGAGACAUUUAAUGGAAGCUACUCGGGAUUGGAACAUGUUAGAAUAGUUUACCAUAAUUACCAAGGAAAAGAAAAGUAAAAUUACCUUAGAAGAAAACAACGGGUUCAAUUACCAUAAUGCAGACAUUUUCUACUUCAGUAUAGUACCUGGAAUCGAACAUUUUAAAAGUUGAUUGUAUUUCUGUGGAAGAGUAAAAGUUGUAUGUAUGAUAUUUGAAAAUGCUAUCCCUGCACUCAAAAGUUUUGAAAGAAACUAAUCACAGCACAGAAGUACCUUGAUUUAAUUUUUUAAACAUGUGUUCUCGGGAAGUUAGGGCUAAAGCAAAUUUUGAUAAAACAAUUUUCCCACUUUAGUUCUUUAGUGACUCUUAGUAGAGGGUAAUGGCUGACACCCCCAUUCCCUCUCUUCUUCCACCAGCCUUAUGCAUCUAAGUGUAGCUCCUCUGGAGAUGGAGAGCUCUUUCAUCAUAGAACUGAAGGAGUUUCUCACAUUUGUGAAGAUACUUUGAGAGAACCUGGGUAAAGAAGUCACUAUAUCUGCUAAAUAUAGUUAUUUUGAAGGAUAUUAGGCUCCUUGAAAGUACAUUUAACUCACUACAGUUACACCUCAUACAAUGCUUGAAGAGUUUUUGGCAAGUAAAUUUUUUUUCCAGUUGAACUCUGUCACUCGUUAGAGAUUGGGAACACUCUCCCAAGGUGAUUUUCUUUUUCUAAGUGACUGUGUCAAACGUUGCAGUAGAUGGGCAGCUUCAAGAGAAGAAUUUAAACUCUUUGUCUCAUUGAAAGUUUGGUUAAAGAACUUGAACAUAUUUCUAAAUUUGAUUAUAUUCUCUGAUGAUCCCCUUGCACAGAACUAUGCUUAUCUCAUUUGUUUGUCCUCCAUAAACAAAUGGCCAUUUUUUUCUUCUUGGUUCCCAUCCCUUUAAAAAGAAUGGAACAUAGGAGCACUUCCAAGGGAGUGGCUUUUCUUGAAAGUUAAAAUUUUUUACCAAAACAGUAUUUUGAAGCAAGAUCAUAUUUUUGUCUGUAUUCACUUUAUUAUUUGAACAUGUCCAAAUUAGGACAAAGCAUUUCUGUUAGCUGCUUCUCAGUGUGACUGACAACCGAAAACAUAUAUACAGAUUGUUGGCAUUUGAAAAAGGAAGCAUCAAUAGUGAACCCAGAGGCAGUGCAUAAAACCUUAGGAUAGAUUCCUAAGGGACAUGCCCAACAGAGUUUUAAAAUGGAUGUUUUCGUGAUGACAACAGAAUCAUAGAUUUAGAUUUUUCACCUUGUAAGUUUGGAUCAAAUUUUGCCGGAUCUUUGGAUAAUGGAGUUCUUGUGUUAAAAAAUUACGUGUUAUAUGAUUUUUUGUUACAUUGUUACAAGUGUUAAUGACAUUUUCAUUAAUGGAUGAAAACUUCAGGGCUUCUUUUCUGUAUAUAACAAAUUAAGUCUGUACAUAUUUUUGUACCUUUUAUGUAAAUUUUGCACAGAAAUUUUUGGCAUAAGUUUAUUUUCUUUCAGUUUAGUUCAGUGCAUGCACUAAUAAAACUGGUUGUUUAAUUUAAAAGGAAUAUAUAAGACUUUACCCAUGUUAUUUUCUUGGUUUUUAUUUCAGAUGUAGAUUUUGUUUUUGAGGUAAAUUCGUUCUUCAGGGAUUGAACACUAUUGUUAGCAAGUGCCUAAAAAAGAUGUGAAACAGUUUACAUAUGUCAACUGUAACAGUAGGUCCCAAAUGGGCCCAUUCCCCUAAUAGUUUUAUUUUAAAGAAAGCCAUACAUAGAAUGCUUCAAGCUAUCUUGCUAUGCACAUUAUACUUGUACUGUUUUGUGCAGUUUGUCUACUUUCUUAGUGAAGUAUUUUUUGUAUAAAAUGUUACAAUUGUGUUUCUUAAAUUGAGCCUAAGAAUGGAGUUAAUUGGAAAUAUACAGUAUAUAUUAAUAAUGUAUAUGGUGUUUAAAGAAUGGUAAGCAUUGUUAAUUUCUGUAAUGAACAUUUUCAAUUAAAUUUAUCUUGUUUGUGUUUA
This is a messenger RNA of Pan troglodytes (chimpanzee), 7612 nucleotides long. RefSeq names its product zinc finger protein 518A (gene ZNF518A). The record is from RefSeq and is a predicted model, not a curated record. Lineage: Eukaryota; Metazoa; Chordata; Mammalia; Primates; Hominidae. The transcript has 8 exons. Bases 1197 to 5651 code for a protein of 1484 amino acids.